Cladophialophora immunda is the source of this 2151-nucleotide messenger RNA. RefSeq lists its product as uncharacterized. The transcript is spliced from 3 exons. Lineage: Eukaryota; Fungi; Ascomycota; Eurotiomycetes; Chaetothyriales; Herpotrichiellaceae. Bases 1 to 2151 code for a protein of 716 amino acids. The record is from RefSeq and is a predicted model, not a curated record.
AUGGACACGGUAUCCCGCGAUUCAGCGAGAGUGGCCGUCUCUCAGCCUCAAAUUGCGACACGAACCCACCUCAUACCACAUACCUUAAGAUGUUAUUCAGUGCCAUUCCUCACUGUCUUGCCCCUUGGCCGCGUCAUUGGCGCUGUCGUCCUCUAUACCGCCACCGCGAGCAACGAACAAGAUCACCUAUCAAGCCCCCUGAUCACCAACAUGCUUGAUGUGAAUAUUUUACCGAGCACCUUGAUCCUGGUAGCUUUCCGUUACUUCUCCCUGAAGGUGGAACAAAUGAAAGUCCCUACCGCGAAGUCGAAGAGCUCAAGGCCAGAGCAGGCUCGCGGCAAGCUAUACUUGAUAUGGUUUUUUGGACAUGCUUUGUAUUUAAAAGGGCAAAAAAUAAUUGCCUCACUUCGGAGGCUGGUAGACUGGCUGGUGACGUUUGUCAUCUUCUGUCAAGCCAUUCUGGUCCUCUGUUACACUUGGCUUGUAUUCGGGGCUUCCGGGGUGCUUUCUAGGUCCUUAUCUCGGGCCUGCGAAGGCAUAUUCACCACCAUAAAAGUGAUACUUUCAAUAGUUGCUUGGCCAUGCUUUGCGUUGCCAAUGCUCCUAUUCAGCACGGAUACCAUUACGCGAGCUGGCGGUCCUGCCGAUGCCGAUGCUGAACAUUCAAGAGAGCAAAAAAAAGCUGCCUCAAUUCGGACGCUGCUAGAUUGGUUGUUGACGAUUACCGUUUUCGGUCAUCAUGCCAUUGUGAUAUUCUAUCACAUUUGGUUUAUGUUCAAGCUUCGGAAAAGAUUGACCUUGUUUGAUGAAAUUACCGCCUCUUCUGUCACUUUGGAGACCGAAGCGAGGCCACAGAUUCCGAUGCAAGAGAUUCCGCAUCAAACAGCCAGCAUGGAUACAUUGUGGUACAGACGUUCGGGAAAAUCACACAAUAUUCGAAUUGCAGAUCGUAACUCGACGCUGUCCGCAGGCCUGACCUCGAUUGGGAGAGGGGUGGUCCCAGACGCAAACCAGCCUCAUCGUGAAGAACCAAUCUCCCAAAGUCGAUCAAAACUGCACAACAAACCCCAACCGCAACUCGUGACCUGGAAAUGUUCUUGUGGAUCGAGCCUGUCAGACUAUUAUACAGAUAUCAUACCAGGAAGCGUCCAGAGGCUGCAGGAGCAGCUGAUAGAAGAAGCUUCGCCUCAUUCCAGAAGGUACAGACUACUGUUUUCAAACAUAGUAGCCUUGAUCGCCUCCAAAUUGACAACAAGGGCGACUUCUCCUCAACAAUCGAUUGAUUCAAAGCAGGGGCCUCUAGAAUCCCCAUCAUCAUCAUCAGCCGGGGUUCGAGCUCAAAGUCAUACUCUCGGCUCUGGCGCUGGAGGACCUGCCCAAACUUCACCCUUUUAUCUCUCUUCUCCUGGAAUCCCCAAUCCUCAAGAGCAGACACCGGCUUCACUAGUCCAAUACCUUCUCUUGUGUUUUCCCGAAAGGUUAUGCGGCUUGAGACUAUACCACCAGCAACUUUUACAAACUCCUGGGUCAGCUCAGCUUCCCAAUUACGUGGUGAACGACAAUCAACUCUUCCGCCUAUUGCGACGAAAGUAUUCAGCCGAGCGGAGCAACAGUGUCUCGCGAUUCUGGCCAAAGACAGUAAUUCGAGUAUCGCUGGCUCAUUUUCUUGUGGACUCAUCGGACCUGGUCGACCUUCGACACUAUGCAUGCCUCGGGGCGGCUGCCUAUUGUAAAUGCAUUCCGCCGGCCCAUGAUAACUCAUAUCACUGCACUCCGCGGCCUUCACCGUAUACUCCUCCCAUUGGUACAAACUACCUGACACACCUCUUCCAGCACCCGGAAUGCAUCAAGAGCGGCAAUACCCGCAUACUCAACCAGAUUCCUAAACGGCUCGGCCAAUGUAUCGCCACCUCUGGGGCCGAGGCGAUCGAGGGCUGGGGGAUAGAGUUCGAAGAAGGUUGGGACCGUGGCCGGCUCGGGAACGCGGCGUUUCUCGUCGUCGUGGCUGGAACUCUACUGUUUGCAGUGCUAUGGGCCGUCCUGAAGCGAGAUAUACAAAGUGCGUUUACGGUCUCGGCGUAUUUCGUCUCGAUAGUGGCGAUGGUGGGCGCAUACAUGGCUUCCACGGAGCCAAGGUUCGUUCACAAAUGA